GUCUCCAUCUCUGGUGUUUAUCAAAGGGCUGCAAGUUGUAAGUAAAUUUCAUUUUAUCUACAUUUCUUUUGCCUUUGUUCUCAUCUGUGUCUCCCACCAGAGACUGCCCUCUGCUGUGUGGCCUUGGACAGGUCACAGGCCCUCUGAACCUUGGCUUUCCCCUCUGAAAAGGAGGAUAAUGUUAUUUCCACAUUGUGUGAAGAAACUACUGAACUGGAUUUUCAGAGUUCCUGCCUUGAAAGCCUAUGUUUAAAGUCAUAAAACCCUAAAGACCCUGGGGACAUGGCCACAAUGUGAGAAUUUAGAGGUAAGAGUUGCUGAGCCUCCCCUCUGCCUCCCUUCCCCCUCCCCACCCUAAUUCUGGCCAAAUAACUCCUCUUCAUCCAUCUGGAGCACCUGACUGCACCCGCUGAAACCCCUCAGCCGCCCUGGGAGGUGGCAGGGCAAGGAGGCCAUCCUCAUUCUUGGUCCCAAGGCCCAGCCAUGGCCCUGCCAUGGCCCCACACAGCCCUCCCCACAGACCCAGCUGUUUCUUAGCCCAGCCUGGCCCCUGGGGUUCUGGCUGGGGAAGGGAGAGGGAGGGCACAGCGGGUGUGGUUCUUGCUCCGAAGGGCUUUUCCUCUACUGGGCACCUCGUGAGCGGGGAGUUCUCCCAGUGUAACAUCCUGCAGAAGGUAUCCACCCUCAAGGAUGGUGACUUCGUCUUGACUGAAAGCACCGCCAUCUUGAUUUACUUAAGCUUUAGGUACCAGACGGCAGACCACUGGUACCCAUCUGAACUUUGGGCCCUUUUUCAUGCCCACAAGUACCUGGGCUGGCAUGCUGACUGCAUUCGUGAUACCUUUGGCGUGCCCUUGUGGACCCAGGUGUUGGCACCACUCGUUGGGGUCCAUGUGACUGAGGAGAAGGUGGAGCGCAACAGGGCCGCCACGGACCGGGCACUGCAGUGGCUGGAGGACAAGUUCCUGGGGGGCUGGGCCUUCCUCAACAGCCAGCAGGUGACGCUGGCUGACCUCGUGGUGCCGGAGGAGCUGGUGCAGCCUGUGGCUCUUGGCUGUGACCUAUUUGAGGGACAGCCGAAACUGGCAGCAUGGCGUGACUGAGUAGAGGCUUUCCUGGGUACUGAUCUGUGCCAGGAGACCCAUGGCCCCAUCUUGAACAUCCUAGAGCAGACGGCUAACAAAACAGUCCCGCAGCCUCCACCAGAACUCUCCCCCUAUAUGCUAUUUUAUAUUUCUAGGAUCCCCUGAGGAAUCUGGAAUAGGGACUGAUGGUUGGAGGCCAGGAGAUUAGCAAUAAAGAUUCAUUCUUAGUUU
Messenger RNA from Felis catus (domestic cat), 1316 nucleotides. Its product is annotated as glutathione S-transferase theta-2B-like. The record is from RefSeq and is a predicted model, not a curated record. Gene Ontology annotation, biological process: glutathione metabolic process. Gene Ontology annotation, molecular function: glutathione transferase activity. Gene Ontology annotation, cellular component: cytoplasm. NCBI's taxonomy places the organism in Eukaryota, Metazoa, Chordata, Mammalia, Carnivora, Felidae.